CUCUCUCUCUCUCUCUCUCUCUCUCACUUUCUUUCUCUCUUUCUCUCUCACUCAUUCUAAUAGCUUUCUUCUCUUCCAUCUAUUCAAAUCGCAAAUUUGUCUUAUCAAUUUCUUACAUUAACUUUUCUCUCUUUCCCUUUUUUACUUUCUUGCCUUCUUUCUUUCUUUCUUUCUUUCUUUCUUUCUUUCUUUCUUUCUGUGUUUCUUCUGCUCUCUUUUUAUUUUUUCAUUCCUAUCCAUCGGAGAAGAAAAUUAUUAUCUCUUUUCGUUUCUAUCACGUUUCUCGAGUGUCGAGAGAAAAAUUAUUCUAACUCUAUCUCACGCAGGGGGUGCUAUAUAAAAUCGUCGUCGAAAGAGAAGAAGAAGAAAGUAAAGUAGAAAAGGAGCAAGUGUUCUCUCAAGGGAAAGUGAAUUAUUACAGAGUUAUCAACGAGAAUUAACGUACGAUAUUAAUUACGUAUUAAAAUUAAAUCCUCUUUUGCGUCGCCCGUGUUAAUACGCACUUUUGAUAAGGAGAGUACGAAAGAAAUAAAUACAAGCGCGAGAAAAAGAGAAAAAAAAAGUUGUGCGUUGUUGUGGUGUUGUGGUGUGUGUUUGUAUAUAUAAAUAUAUAUACAUGUACAUUCGUCGUGUGCUUCCAACGAUACUUUUAUCAAACGAGACUUAAACGACGUACGUGUUUAUUUUGAUUUUAUCUUAAAAAAAAAAAAAAAAAGAAAAAAGAAAGGAAGAAGAAAGAAAAAAGAAGAAAAGAGAUGAGAAAGAUCAUUCGACUUUAACUGUGAUAUGUUGAUUGGACCGUUGGUGAUUUUCAAAGAACGCAUAAAUAUAUACCGUUUAUAGUUUUUAAUUAUUACGUGCACGUGAGUGUAUAAUUUGAGUGACGAACAAACGAACGAACGAACGAACGAACGAAGCGAGACUUAUUAAUUAAGUGAUACGUUGUUACAGUUUUGCCGUCCGUAUGUUUCUAAUAAUGUCCAUUUGCUAAGCUAAACGACUAUCGUCUAAUCGUCUAUAUCUAUCUCUAUCUUUCUCUAUCUAUCUAUUUAUCUCUGUAUUUCUUUCUCUUUAUUUCUAUCUAUCUAUCUAUCUAUCUAUCUUUCUAUCUAUCUAUCUGUCUGUCUGUCUGUCUGUCUAUCUAUCUAUUUGUCUAUCUCUAUCUGUGUCUCGAGAGGUUCGACUAAUGCAAGACUCGUACUACUGCCUUCUCUUGGUCAAUCACGUUACGUAUUUUCUUCAUCCGAUCUAACGGCACCGUAGUCUGUAUUAUCCAGCAACGUCACCCACGCUUUUCUCCGAGGGAAAAAAGGGAUCGAUAUUAACGAGGAAAGUUUGAAGGUGCCCAUUACUGGUCGUCGUCGUCGUCGUCGUCGUCGUUGUCACUGUCGUCGUCGUCGUCGUCGUCGUCGGCUACCACACGGGCACGAUUAGAAGAGAAUAGACAUAAUAAUCACUUCGAUAUCGUUCAUUUUGGAUCUCGAGAAAUCGUCGACUCGCAUAAUGGUCGUCUGUUUAUGACAAAUCUGGCGUUGCUUUUAAGUCCGGUAUUAAGUCCGGAUUCACGGACGGCGUUGCCAGGGUGCACUUUGAAGGAGAAGAGAGGAGGUGGGAGAGGUAAAGAGGAAGAAGGAAGAAGGGGUGGGUUCGAAGAGGAGAGAAAGAGAGAACUCGACGUACGAUAUUAUUGUUAUUCCGUUUGGAUUCUACAAAUCUCUUCUCCAAAGUGGCUAAGAGCGUAAGUCCCCGUCGAGUGCACCAAGAGUGCUCCGGGGUGGAGGCGCAGGUGCAGGUGCAGCAAGAGAGGCGAGCACCGAGGCGCAUGCCUCACCUGGGGCCUGACAUGACAACCCGGCUGUCCGCCAUGUUUUACACGGUCGAGGUCGGGGACACCAAGUUCACCAUUCUCAAGCGAUAUCAAAAUCUCAAACCAAUUGGUUCUGGUGCUCAGGGAAUCGUCUGCGCCGCUUACGACACAGUCACGGCGCAAAAUGUGGCGAUUAAGAAGUUGUCAAGACCUUUUCAAAACGUGACACACGCUAAGAGAGCCUAUAGAGAGUUCAAGCUGAUGAAAUUGGUCAAUCACAAAAAUAUAAUCGGUCUUUUGAACGCAUUUACGCCGCAACGAUCGUUGGACGAGUUUCAAGAUGUGUAUUUGGUGAUGGAGCUUAUGGACGCGAAUCUGUGUCAGGUGAUCCAAAUGGAUCUGGAUCAUGAACGUAUGUCGUAUCUGCUGUACCAAAUGCUCUGUGGUAUCAAGCAUUUGCACUCCGCUGGUAUCAUUCAUAGGGAUCUAAAACCAAGCAAUAUCGUUGUUAAGUCCGAUUGUACGUUAAAAAUUCUUGACUUUGGUCUGGCGAGGACUGCCGGGACAACGUUUAUGAUGACACCAUACGUAGUAACGCGGUAUUACCGAGCGCCAGAAGUGAUAUUAGGUAUGGGCUAUAAGGAGAACGUGGACAUUUGGUCAGUAGGAUGUAUCAUGGGUGAAAUGAUCAGAGGUGGUGUACUUUUUCCUGGUACCGAUCACAUCGAUCAAUGGAAUAAAAUAAUUGAGCAACUGGGGACUCCAGCACAGGAAUUCAUGCAACGGUUGCAACCAACGGUAAGGAAUUACGUGGAGAACAGACCACGAUAUCCUGGAUAUCCGUUCGACAGGCUAUUCCCGGACGUUUUGUUUCCCUCCGACUCAUCGGAGCAUAAUAGAUUAAAGGCGAGCCAGGCUAGGGACCUAUUGUCGCGCAUGCUCGUCAUCGACCCAGAACGACGCAUAUCCGUCGACGACGCGUUGCUUCACAAUUAUAUAAACGUCUGGUACGACGAGGGUGAAGUAAAUGCCCCUGCCCCUGGCCCAUACGAUCACAGCGUGGACGAGAGGGACCACGGUGUUGAUCAAUGGAAAGAGCUGAUCUAUCAAGAGGUCAUGGAAUACGAGACAAGCCAUAAUUCAGCAGCGGUUGCUCAGCCGUCAGAGAGUGCAGGCUCCCGGUAGAUACAGCGAAAGUUGUUGUCCUCGCAGCUUUUCUCCUGUACCAGAGAGAGAGACUUGUAAGAGAGUUAACAAAUGAGAUAGAGGAGGAAAUAAAUAUAAGUAGGCUGCUACUGGACCUCUCUUUCUCUCUCUUUCUCACUAUAUAAUAUAUAUAUAUAUAUAUAUAUAUAUAUAUAUAUUUCUCUUUCUGUCACACACAUACUCUUCUCUCUCUCUCUCUUUCUUUUUCUAUCUGUCUGUCUAUCUCUUUCUCUCUCUCCUUUUUUCCCUCUCUCUCUCUCUUUCUCUCUCUGUUGAUCCUCAAGCCCCAUCAUUCUCCGGAUGAUAAAUCAGACUAGCGAAAAAUCUAAUGAAGAGAAACAAAAACUUCAUAUUGAAAUUGAGAACCUUCGGAGACACCUGUCAGUCAACGGAAUCCGAUGAAAAUAUGAAGUUCAGGUUAACAGUUAAAAACCUGUAUCGAAACAAGAGGAGGAACUUCGAGAGAGAAUGUAAACGAUCGUCGUCAGAUUGUCCAUUCAAUUCUUCAUUUAUUAUUGUUUCUUCCUCCUCCUCCUCCUCCUUCUCCUCCUCUUCUUCUUCUUCUUUCUCUUUCUUUUUUCUUCUUUUCUCCUUUCUUUCACGUUGCUUCAUUCAUGUCAAAAGACAAGCAAGAUCAAUGAACGUUCGGCCACACUAUUAUUUAAAUACAUCCUCUAGUAUCACUACUGAAGAGUGGUUUCACUAUUGAAAAUUCAUAGAAGAAUUCGUUUCAACGACCACGUCUCUAUCUAUCUAUCUGUCUGUCUAUCUAUCUAUCUAUCUAUACGUAUACAUAUAAAUAUAUAUAUAUAAAUAUAUAUAUAUAUAUCCAUUUGUUUCUUCUCCAACAAUGAAGCAACAAAUUUUUUAGGCUGACGUUCAUUCGUAGGCAGUAGGCUUUAGAAUCUUUAGGUCGAGAUCGAUUUGAUCAGAAAGAAAGAGAGAGAGAGAUAGAGAGAUAGAGAGAGACAGAGACAGAGAGAGAGAGACAGAGACAGAGACAGAGACAGAGACAGAGAGAGAGAGAGAGAGAGAGAAAGAGAAAAGAAAAGAAAAGAAAAGAAAAGAAAAGAAAAGAAGUGCUCUCGAACAGGUCGGCACAGUAUCCGUCUUACUCACACUUACUAAAACAUUAGUAAUCCUCUUGUUUGAGAAGUUCGAUUAAUUUUUUCAAAGCCUUCUCUCUCCCUCUCUUUCUUUCUCUCUGUCUCUCUCUCUCUCUCUCUCUUUCCCUUUCUGUCUGUCUCUUUCUCUCUCUUGUAUUAUCUUUUAAAGAGCAAAAAGAACGUUUUAUCGUAAAAUCCGAACAAGAAUAUAUAAAACAGUAAUGAAAGGAAAUAGAAGAAAGAAGAAGAAAAAGAAGAGGAAGAAGAGGGAGAAGGAGAGGAUGGAGAAGAAGAAGAUUAAGAUGAAGAUGAAAUAAAAACUGUAAUUCUGUAAUAGAGAAAUUAACCGUAGUUUUAAACGUGCUUUCAGAGAGAACAAAAGUAAAAUAAAAAAAUAAAUUGAAGUAAAAUAAAAUAAAAUAAAAUAAAAUAAAGUAAAAUAAAGUAAAAUAAAGUAAAAUAAAAUGCGGAUCGCGACGUGGAGAACGACGAGGCGAUCAUUGAUUGAUUUCAUGAUUGAAGGAAAAAAAGAAAGGAAAGGAAACUGACAAAAGAAAAUGAAAAAAAAAGAAAAAGAAAACCGUAUGAAAUUUAUGUUCUUUUCUUUUCUGUUCUUUCCUCUUUUUUUCUUUUCUUUUCUUUUCUGUUCUUUUCUUUUCUUUUCUUUUUCGUUUAGUUCUGUUCCAAUCGUUAUAGACUUUGCUUGCAUUAUGAUAUGUGUAUAUAAAUAUGGCCGAGGGUGGCCGUCCACCGCAAGAAAUUCUUUUUCGUUUUUAUUCUCGUUGUUCGAGUUAAAAAAAAAAAAAAGAAAGAAUGGAAAAAAAAGAGAAAAAAUGCUGUUGAUAACAAAAAUAUGGCCACCUUGUACUUUUUAUACGCUUUUAGAAAUCCGUACUUCAUCCUCUCUCUCUCUCUCUCCCUCUCUCUCUCUUUAUCUCUAUCCUUAUCUCUAUCUCUCUCUCUCUUUCUCUUUCUCUUUCAAUUUCUCUCUCUCUCUCUCUCUCUCUCUCUCUUGUCUCUCUUGUCUCUCGAUUCCUUCGAUUUGUACGAUUCGUUUCGAAUUAAAUUAAUAAACAACCCCCUGACUACCACCCGCCGCCAUGGCUCACGUAAUAACGUCGAUAACAUUGUAUAUUUUUUAUCAAGCCCAUUUUUUAUCGCGUGAACAAAACGAUAUAAAAAGAAAAAAAAUUAAUAAAUAAAUGAAUAAAAGGAAAAAAAAAAGCUCUUAAUAUCAGCGACAAAAGGGCGCAAAUGAAUAUAAUGUGAAUUAUGUUUUUACUUGUUUUCCUUUUUAAGGAAUGAUAUUAUUAUUAUUAUUAUUAUUAUUAUUAUUAUUAUUAUUAUUAUUAUUAUUAUUAUUAUUAUUAUUAUUAAUUAUUAUUAUUAAUUAUUAUUACUAUUAUUAUUAUUAUCAUUAUUAUCAUUAUUAUUAUUAAUAUUACUAUUACUAUUAUUAUACGAAACAGUGCAAUGAAAUUGUUCGAGCGUGUGCCGUGUCACGGUGUUUUGCGAUCAUACUUAUAGUUAGUGAAUUAGUUUAUAAGGGAUAUAUGUUAUACGUAUAUAUGUAAAUUUAUAUAUAGGAGUAAAUUUAUAUAUAUAUGUAUACAUUUCCACGUGCAAUCACGUUUUGACGCGACGUUUUAGAGCGAGACCUUGAACCCCUCUCCAAUCCUCGGCCUCUCAUCCUCAUCUCCCAAGGUCCCAAUCCCGUUUCGAAAAGAAAAAUGGCGAAUGAAUGUUCGCACGCGUGUCCUCGAUAAUUAUUAUUAUUAUUAUUAAUUCUGUCGUACGUAGAAAAGAAGAUUUAAGGAAAUAAAGUAAAGUAAAAGGAAAAAAAAAAAAAAAAAGAAAAAACAUUAAGUAAAAACUAAAAAGUAAAGUAAAGCAAGUAAUCUUAAACGUUAUAGAGGAAGAGAAAUAAAAAAAAAAUAAUAAUAAUAAAUAAUUAAAUAAAUAAAAAUAAAAAUAAAGAUAAAAAUAAAAAACGUGGCAAUAAUCGGCGUAUCCAAAAUUGUUUUGUGUCGACAACGAUCGUCUAGAUUGUGCUAAGCGGUGAGACCUUCGAUCGAAGAUCAUUGGGAAGAACAAUAAGACAUUAAAAAAAAAAAAAAAAACUAUAAAAAAGAAAAACGCGAUGGGAUUUUAAUGCGUAUGUAUAUGUAUGUAAUAUGUAUGUAUGUGUUUGUGUGGAUAUAUUAUAUACACGCAUACAGACACACACGUAUAUAGUUAUUACUAUUAUCAUUAUUAUUAUUAUAUUAUUAUUAUUAUUACUAUUAUUUUAUUAUUAUUAUUAUUAUUAUUAUUAUUAUUAUUAUUAUUAUUAUUAUUAUUAUUAUUAUUUUUGUAAUUUUCUUUUUUCUUAUUUCUUUUUACGACCGAAUUAAAGCGAUUAUGAUCAAUCGAUUCUGAGUUCUUAAACUCUUCCUAAUUUCGAUAUACUCUUAUCUAGCUAAUCGCUAGAUCGAUGCGGGAAUGAAAAAAAUCAAUAUUGUUAAUUUUUCGAAAAUGAAAGGAAAAAAAGUAAAAUGCAAAAGAAAAAUUUGUGAUCGAACGACGAGGGUGAUGAGAUAGAUAAGAACAGUGCUGCUUAAGCGACAACCGUUUCUUAACGAUAACUCGAUCAUAUUGAUAUCGAUACCGAUUGUGAUGAUGGUGAUGAUGAUGAUGAUGAUGAUGAUGAUGAUGAUGUUUAUGAUGUUGACGACGACAAUGACGAUGAUCAUUAUAAUACGAAUAAUUGUAUUUAUUACGUAACCGAUGUUGAAAAUGAAGAUUAGCAAGGUAAAUUUACAUAAGAUAUACACAUACAUAUAUAUAUAUAUGUAUAUAUAUAUGUAUAUAUAUAUAUAUAUAUAUAGACACACGCGUAAUAUGUAUGUAUAUGUAUAUAGUAUAUUUAUCGGUUCCGACGAUAAUGACGUAAAGCCGACGACCGAAUGAUUGUAAUGUAAACGUUGAAUUUUUAUUUUCCAUGAUGAUAGUUAUGUGAAUAUACCGCUACAGUCCGAUCCAAAUAAUCAAGCUUUUGUAACACUAAUUAUAAAAUAAAAGAUAAUGAUGGUGAUACUAUUAAUCACGUAAUUGUAUCGCAUACGGUAAUUAAAGAAUUAAGGAACAAAAAAUAAAUUAAUUUAUUAAUUAAUAAAUGAGAGAUUACGAAUAGUGAGAUUGAGAGGUGAAUACUCUAAUAAUAAUAUUAAUAAUAUUAUUAAUAAUAUUAAUAAUAAUAAUUAUUAUUAUUAUAAUAAUAAUAGUACUAAUAAUGAUGGUAACAAUGAUAAUAAUGAUAAUGAUCAUGACGAUAAUAAUAAUUAUAAUAAAUAAUUAAUAAUAAUAAUAAUAAUAAUAAUAAUAAUAAAUAUUAAUAAUAAUAAUAAUAAUAAAUGAGAAGGAGAAAAUAAAUAAAAAAGAAGCGAACGAUGAAGAGAUGCACCAAAAAUCUUUACAAAUUCAGCGAGGUAAGUCGCUGUGCUUUGAUUAAAAAACCGCGCCAAUUUUUCUCUCCUCUGCUACAUACAUACAUACAUACAUAAAUAUAUAUAUAUAUAUGAUUGUAAUGUAAUAUAUAUAUAUAUAUGUAUGUAUGUAUACUAUUUAUUUUUGCGCGUCGUCAACAAAAACGAGUAGUACACUUACAUACUUAAACGAACACGUACACAAACGCACGAAAAACACACGCGAGUGCACGUUACUAAACAUUAAAAUACAUUAAAAACGAGCUUUAUAAAAAUUUUACGAAAGUAAAGAAACGCGAUAUAAUUAUAAUUCAAUUGUCAAAAUAUGUACAUGUGUCUUCGUUGCGAAUUUCGUCGGACGCGAAAAGAAAAAAGAGGAAAAAAAAAAAAGAAAAUAUUUUCUCGCCAUUUUGCCAUUUUCUGUAAGAACAAGGAAAAAGGAAAUAAAAGUAAACGUAAAAUUAAAAGUAAAAUAAAGGGGACAAGUGAAAGAAAAAAAAGAAGAAACAAGAAAGCACAGAUAAUAAAACGAAUAAUAGGUAUAACGAAAAGAGGGAUGGAAACGAUGGAAAAUUCGAAAUAAAGAAUGAAAAACGAUGGUCGAAGAAAAAUGACGACGACAGUCGUCGUUCCGUUUUGAAAACACAAAAAAAAAGGAAGGAAAGAAAAAUAAAGCGAUGUCAAUUAAAAAAAAAAAGAAAAGAAAAGAAAGAAAAAAAAUACAGCUGACCGACGAUUGCUAAUUAGCAGGAAGGAAAUAAGAAAAAGAGAAAAAAAAGAGACAAGAUAUAAUUUAACUAUCUCCUUUCGUACAACAUGCGCAUUUCCACAGGGUACUCGAGACCAUAUAUUCGCCUCUUUUUCGCCUUUCUACCUCACACAUACAUACACACACACGCGACAAUUAUUACACAUACACAUUACAAGACGUGCUCAUAGACAGGGUGUCCCAUUGCGAAGAAGGGAUAAAUAAAGAAAAAACAGAAGAAACAUGGGGAAAAUAAAAAAAAAAUUAUGUAUAUACAUAUAUUAAAAGGAAAAAAAAAAUGAAAAAAAAAAAGAAAAAAAAAAGAUACGAACGUAAAAUUUCCCUGCUAUGAGAUAUUUGAAUAAAAGAGGAAAAGAAAUGAGAUUUCUUUGUUUUUUUCUCCGGGAGAAAAGUGAUGGAAGAAGGGAAAAAAAAUGAAAAAUGAAGGAAGAAAAGAAGAAGAAAAAAUUAAUUAAUAAACAAAUAACAAAUGCUAUUUUUCCACGCGAGAAGAUAAACACACAACCACCUCUUUUUCUUCGCAUUUUUAAAGGACUCGGUGAACCGUGAUUCCUUGAAAUUCGUCCAGCUCCCUUGAGCCAGCACAAUCGCUUCUUUAUUAAUGAAUGAUUAAGAAAACAAAUAGGAAAAAAAAAAAGAGAAUCCUUUUACGAAGGAACGCUGAAAUCAAUGCUUGCGGUCUCUUUCUUUCCUCUCUCUCUUUCUCUCUCUCUCUCUCUCUCUCUCUCUCUCUCUCUCUCUGUCUCUCUCUCUUAUUUAUUAUAUUGUAAAGGGGGGAGGGGAAAAGAAAAAAUAAUUAAAAAUAAAAAGAAAAAAAAACGACAAUGAAAGCAGAAGAAAAUGUAAUAAGAAAAUUGUUAAAGCUUUUUCUCUACGAGUUAGCUUACGAGUCCAUUCAUGGAUUCCUACUACUACUAUUACUAUUAAUACUACUACUACUACUACUACUACUACUACUACUACUACUACUACUACUACUACUACUACUACUACUACUACUACUACUACUACUACUACUACUACUACUACUACUACUAUUACUACACUACUAUUACUACACUACUACUACUAUUACUAUUACUAUUACUACUGCUAAUACUCUCUGAUACUAUUAUUAAACUGUUAUUAUUAAAACAACUAAUACUACGAAAAUAUUAAUUAUCGCUAUACUAUUACUUACUAUCACUAUUAAUAAUAUGAAAUUACUAAUUACUUGUCAAGAAUUUCUAAAGAUUUUUGGGUAUACGCUUAGUAUGGAGGUUCGAUGCGUGCGAGAAACAGAUAUUACCAGGUUUCGGAAUGGCAAUAGUUCGUCGUACGAAAGAAAAAUUGAAAUGAAAAAGAAAAAGUAAAGAGAAAGGAGAAAGAAAUGAAAGAAAUUAUAUCAGAAUAAUCACUUACCUUCUAUCUAUCUAUCUAUCUAUCUGUCCAUCUAUCUAUUUAUCUAUCUAUCUAUCUAUCUAUCUUCUAUCUUCUCUUUCUCUGUUCUUCAUUAUCAGAUAAAAUAAAGGAAGAUCGUACUAAUGCAGACAGAGAAUAAAUAUAAUCCAAUACGUGUUUGUUAAACAAACGAAUAAAUGAAACAACCAAACAACAAAAUAAAUAAUGGUAAACAAUAAACAAAAAGCACAAGAACAAAAAAUAUCAAGUAACAGUAAGACGUAAUAAUUAAUUAUAAUUAACGAUAUAAAACGAUAAAUACAUAUGUCCACAUAGAAUUGUACGAUCGUUCGUGAGUUAAGCGAAAUGUGGGGAGUAGGGAACGAAUUAAAAAAAAAAAAAAAAAAAGACAAAAAAAAACGGAUAAAUUUUGUUCGACAUGCGAGUACCUCGAAAAAAAGUCACGUGCCUUUUUGAAAUCCUCCCGAAGCAAAUCAUUUGAGAUUGACCAUUGAUCGUCGUCGUUGCUCGAAGGAAAAUAUGAAGGGAAGAAAAAAGAUACUAAAAAACAAAAAAAAUGAAGAAAUAAAAAAAAGACUUAAACAAUUGCGUCCGUAUUGCACGCGUUUAUUACCGCGUAUAUUUUCAUCUUUUUCUUUUUAUCCUUUGUAUUUUUAUUUAAUUUUUUUAUUUUCCUUUUUUUAUCUUUUCAACGAAACCAUCUCCGAAGCCUGGCAAUUAUCGACGUUAUAUAUAUAUACAUACAUAUAUAAGUGAAUACAAAUAAUAUAAAUAGGUUAUAUACAAUAAGCAUUAUUCGCACGCGUGCGCAUAAAAAUUAAGAUAAUGGAGAGAAAAAAAAGUAAGAAAAAAUCGAAACGAAUAGUUCAACUCAAUUCGAUUAACGAAACGAGCCGACGAGCCUUUUUUUAGAAUGUUAAAAGGGUGGGACAGGGUGGGGAAUGAACACACAUACAUUUACGAACAUAAGAAAUAGAGAGAAAAAAAAUUAAUAAAAAAAAAACAUUGCAUAUACAUACCAUAUUUUGAAGAGGAGAUCGGGAAGAUGCUGUGCUGACGUUGAUAAGAAAAAUACAAUAUAUAUAUAUAUAUAUAUUGUAUUUGUAUAAAAAAAUAAAUAAUAUAGUAUCGAAUAAUAAAUAGAAACAAAAUGGGAAAAGAACAAUGUCCAUGCGUUAUUGAGGUAAAAAUAAAAAAAUAAAAAAGAAGAAGAAUAAGAAGAAAACGUAGCCGUGAUGUAGAUUGCGUGUAGUGACGUCCUAGUUUAAAAGAAAAAAAAAAAGAAAAGAAAAGCAAAAGAAAAAGAAAAAAAAGAGAUAGAAAAAAAAUAAUUAAAAAGUAGAAAAAGAGAAGAUAGUAGUUGUUAGUAGGAACAACAGAUAAGAAAAAAAAAAAUUAAUAAAAAAGAUACACAAAAGAUUAAUCGCAAAAAGAAGAAACAAACUAUGUUGCGACGACAAACGUAACACACACACACACAAGCGUAGUUUUCUCUGUAGAUUUUUAAGAGGAGAGAAUAGUAAAGAGAAGAAAUAAAAAAAAAGAAAGAAAAAGUGAAAAAAAGAAAUGAUGAUAAUGAUAAUAAUAAUAUUAUUAAUAAUAAUAAUUAUAAUAAUAAUAGUAAUAAUAAUAAUAAUAAUAAUAAUAAUAAUAAUAAUAAUAAUAAUAAUAAUAAUAAUAAUAAUAGUAAUAAUGAUUUAGAGUAUUAGAACAGUGGAUUAAUCAUUAAUGCGAAGCCUUGUUCCUUUCUGUAAUUUUUAGAGUGAAAAGUUUUUAGAUACCCUCCUGUCUCCCUCUCAAUCUCUCUCUCUCUCUCUCUCUCUCUUUUUCUCUAUCUCUCUCUAUCUCUCUCUAUCUCUCUUUCUCUCCUUCACUCACUCGUUCUCUCUCUCUCUCUCUCUCUCUCUCUCUCUCUCUCUCUCUCUCUCUCUGUCUCUCUCCCUUUUUUUAUAUCGUUUCGAGCAUAUUUUUAUUAAUUUUUUUUAUCAAGGAAAUAUUCGAGAAAAGCGAGAGAUGAUGAUGAUGAUUAUGAUGAUAAUUAAAAUGAUUAAUGAUGAUAAUGAUGCAUCCGAUGUUGAAUGGGAGGACAAUCUUCUUUUAAUGGAUUUUUCGCUAAGAGGGCACGAGAAUGGUGCAAAUAUGGCCGCUAAAAAUAAAUAAAUAAAUGAAUGAUUAACAACAAAAUAAAAAAAGAACAAACUGGAAUAAAACGAAAAGAAAACGUGGCAAUGUUCUUCUAGCCUCAAUUUCGAAUGAAAAUAAUUCAUGUCAAAAGGAAAAAAAAAAAAAGAACAUGUCAAAUCUUCUUGGGAAGAAUACGAUCGAUCUAUCGAUCGAUCGAUCAAUGAAAAGCAAUAAAAAAAGGAAAAAAAGAAAACAAAAACAGAUGACGAAGAAACGAUUUUCUUGCUAUAUCUAUCCCCCUUUUCUCCUUUUUCACGAAAUAAUAAAAAAUUGAAAUAUUUCACGAUCGACUUUUUUUAUUUAUAAUACUUUUUAUAAGAAGAACAAUUUUUUACCCGCCAUUUACGUUAUAAUACAUUAGAAGAAACAUUGACGGUCGGCAAGGAUCACAAAAAACUAAUCGAUUUUUUAAUAUUUAAUUGAUGCUCGUCGUCCGCAAUAAUUAAUCAUCGAUUAAUACGAUUAUUAUUAUUAUUUAAUUGCAACGUCACAAUCAUUGUUAUAUUAUUGUCGGGAAAAUAAGUGGGACGAUGCAGAACCGAUCGAAAAGCAAAUUGACUUGAGCUAAAUAAAUAUCAAUGUAUCCGUAAAAAUAGAUCCGUGAUGAUGCUGUAAGAAACCUAAAUUAUAACACACACACACACACACACAUUGAUAUUAUUAAAGAUAUACAUACAUACAUACAUACAUACAUACAUACAUACAUACAUACGUACGUACGUACAUACGUAUAUAUAUGUAUAUAUGUAUAUAUAUGUAUGUAUAUAUAUAUGUAUAUAUGUAUAUAUAUAUAUAUGUAUAUGUAUAUAUAUAUAUAUGUACAAGACACACUCCAAUAUUUAUAUAUAUUAUACGUGUAACAUAUUUAUAUCUAUAUAUACAUAUAUAUGUAUGUAUGUCUAUACCUAUUCUGUACAUAUAUUAAGCAACAAUAAUAAUUAUUAAUUAUUGAUAAUGAUAUAAAUAAAUAGCAAGUGCAGCGAAACAAUAAAAAGUUGGAUAUUGUUUUUUUUUUUGCGAACGAUAUUGAAAACGAUUAUUAAGUUGUGAAUAUAUAUAAUAAUAAAUAAUAAUAAAAUACAAUCAUAAUAUGUAAUUAUAUCGUCGAGGCGAUUAUAAUGUAAUUUGAAUGAUUCCGUACCACGGUAUAAAUAUGAAAGAGCUGCCGCGAAAAUUAAUUUUUACUCCAAUUAUCGUUUCUCGAUUAUUGCCAUUAUGUUAACAUUAUUAAUAUUAUUAUUUAUUAUUUAUUAUUAUUAUCAUUAUUAUUAUUGUCAUCUUCAUCACUAUUAUUAUUGUUGCUAAUUAGGUUACUAUUAUUCAACUUCUUAUCAUUAUUUUAUUAUUAUUAUUAUUUUAUUGUAAAAAUAACAAAAGAAAAGGAACUAAAUUACAUUUGCAUUAAUUUACUAUCACGGUAAAUAAUACAAGAACGUCAUUAUAUAAGAAAAGUUUCAAUAGGUGUCGAUAAAUGAGUGAAUGAAUUAAAAAGGAACAAAAGUAAGUAAAAAAAAAAAAAGGAAAAAAAAAUAAUACAAGAGUACAUUUACAAGUAAAAAAAUGCUGAGAUUCAUCCGUAUAUUUAAGAAUUAGGUAAAAAGUAUACAAUUAAAGAUAUGAGAAUAACAAGAAAUUAAAUUAAAAGAAAAAUAAAACAAAUUCUAUCACUUCUUUUCGAAGCAGGAUUUUAAUGGUAACAAAAAUGAUUUGUUGAUAACAACAUAUAUAUGUCAUAUUAUUGACGAUUAAAAAUUGAACGAAUGAUAAAAGCGAUCCUGUCGGUUUUUGAAAAAUGAAUAAAAUAAAAACUGAUGAAUCACGAUUUUCUUUACCCGUCUGUACUUACGUAGGCCUGUAAUGUGUAUAACGCAGUGAGUUAUAAGGGAAUAAAUAAAUAAAUAAAUAAAAAAAGAGAAUAAGAACGCAUCAAGUAAAGGAAGAACAAACAAAAAAAAUAAAUAAAAGGAAAAAAGUCGAGAAGAGGAAACACGCACUUUUUAUAUGCAUGAUUUAUAAGUUUUAAUUUUUAAUAUUCAAGAAGAUAUGAAGACAUGUUGUAUGUGAAUGAAUUAUUGAUUAUUUAAAUUGAUGUUUUAAAAUAUCAAA
Molecule: messenger RNA, 14043 nt
Organism: Vespula vulgaris
Lineage: Eukaryota; Metazoa; Arthropoda; Insecta; Hymenoptera; Vespidae
Gene: bsk
Product: stress-activated protein kinase JNK
Exons: 12
Coding region: 1823-2992 (389 amino acids)
Biological process (GO): JNK cascade; protein phosphorylation
Cellular component (GO): cytoplasm; nucleus
Molecular function (GO): ATP binding; JUN kinase activity
Source: RefSeq, a predicted model, not a curated record